Culex pipiens pallens (northern house mosquito) is the source of this 3852-nucleotide messenger RNA. RefSeq names its product zwei Ig domain protein zig-8-like. Gene Ontology annotation, biological process: synapse organization. Lineage: Eukaryota; Metazoa; Arthropoda; Insecta; Diptera; Culicidae. The record is from RefSeq and is a predicted model, not a curated record. The transcript has 7 exons. Gene Ontology annotation, cellular component: neuron projection membrane. Bases 1740 to 3314 code for a protein of 524 amino acids.
GGGCGCAGUGGAGUUUAACUUGGAGGAAGAGAGCGAAAAAAAAGUGUCUGUGGCAAGUCAAGUGCGCUCCAGUAACGGGCCAGGCUCUAUUGUAGUGAGAAGGUGAACGUAACGGAACGGAACAUCAAAGGGUUCUUGGGGAAAAUCUACUCGCAGCCUCGACGGGGACGUACUGCUGGUAACGACGUCAGCACAGAGAAAGGAACAGAAGCUGCUGUUGCAACCGUUAGCAGGCUCCUUCACACACAACUGCAGAUCGCCUCGGACGCCAGUCUCCAAGUCUAGUCGCGCGCGCUCCAGCGAUUGCAAUCUAUUGAAUAUUCAGUCGGGCGUGAAAUGCCUGGUCACAGUGAGGACGUCCCGCAGGGACCUACGCUGGACAUUGGGAGGAGGAACCAAGUGAUUGGGGUGAAAAUCGCUCGGAAGUGAGCACACUUUCAAGGGUGAGCUGCGCCUGAACUUGAGGUGAACACUAUUGGCACGGACAAGAUGGUGGAUGGUGGAAAAGAUGGCUGCCGGUAGAGCAGGACGACGGAUGCCGGGAAAGUUGGUGGACAAGAAGGACAAUGGCAGCGUCGGCAGUGGUCAAGUUGACUUAAUUCGAAAGUGAUUUCGGUUCGUUACAUAAUUCAUUGCCGGGGACCGGAACUGCUUGCCCGGAAGUGCGAUAGGGUGGUGCUAGGAAACUUUUCGCUCCACGUGGGCUGGCUCGUCCUGGAUAGAGUCGGGGGUUGUUUUUUGUACAUAGUAAAUAGCUGUUUCUUUUCUCGAUUCUGUUGCCAACUAAAAAAACGAAACUAUUGGCACUACGCCCCCCGGGGCAUGGCCUUCCUCUAACGUGGGAUUUCUGCUCCAGCGCCUCUGACGAGACAGGAGAAACCGGGACCGACGUUUUACUUCACCAUCCGAUAGAAGCUCAGUGGAUAAGGCGGGAAUCGAACCCGCGUCUCAUAGCAUCAUCGGGAUCGGCAGCCGAAGCCGCUACCCCUGCGCCACGAGACCCACCACUGUUGCCAACUAGUGCACGUGUAAAUAAGCGAUUGUGUAGCUUGACACCCAGAGAAAGAAGAACCCAAGGCUUGAGCAUCCGACGACCCUAGAAGUAGUGGGGGAAUAUCUGCCUUUCAUUUUUCAUCUUCAUCGCCGUCCUCCCGUCUGUCCCCAACAACCUGCUGACCGGUUAUGCUCUUAUCAUAGUUCCUUCGAGCAACGACUAAACUAGAGGAAAAACUAGAGUUUCCAGCUUGUACGUGAGAGUGUGUCUGUGUGUAUGUGUGCUAUUUCUAAACAGUAGUGUGCAACAAUAUUAUUUUACAUCGGCGUUGUAGGAUCCUAUUGAAACUAGAACAAGAACCUAACCUAGAAAAAAAGGAGCUCGCACACUCGAACAAAAAAGCAGCAAAGAUAACAAACACAAAAAGAAGACUGAAGGAUCCCCCGGCAGGACGGUAAAAACUUUCCCUCUAACCGGAAGCCCCGAUGUCAAGCAGCUGCGCCGCCACUGCAGCAUUCCAUACAUAGAGUGUAAAAGUGUGUUUUUCACCGGAAACAGGAAGCGAUAACGGUUGCACGAACUACUUCUGAACGAGUGCGCCCUCUGGAUCCCGCAGAAAGAAAGAAAAAACAAGCGUAUAAGAAGUUCCUUCAGAUAAGAAGCAUAACAGCACAGCAUCACUACCACGCUCUGUGUGGGUGUGUGCGUGUGAGUGUAGCUGGCAACACUGGAAGCAGCAGCCAAAAUGACAAUGACGAAGACGUACAUCGUCUGCAUCUUGUGGGUGGCAGUUUUACUCGACAUGAGCGAUACAGUAAACGGCUCCCAACGUGAGGCCUCCAAACAACAGCAGCAGCAACAACAGUCCCAGUCCCAAUCCCAGUCCCAGUCCCAGCAGCAGCAGCAGUCAUUCCAGCAAACGACAGCCAAGGACGCGGCCGGCCAAGUCAACAUGCUCGCCAGCAGCAGCAGUAGUCGAGGUGGCGUAGAACCGACUGACGCCGCCCGGACCGGGCCGUACUUUGAUCUGUCGGCGUCGAAAAAUGUGACCGCGCUGCUCGGCAAAACGGCCUAUCUCAACUGCCGAGUGAAAAAUUUGGGCAACAAAACGAUGCUGCUGCAGGUGUCGUGGGUGCGGCACCGGGACAUCCACCUGCUGACCGUUGGCCGCUACACGUACACGUCGGACCAGCGGUUCCGGGCGAUCCAUCACCCGCACACAGAAGACUGGAGCCUGCAGAUCAAGUAUCCGCAGCACCGGGACUCGGGCAUCUACGAGUGCCAGAUCUCGACGACGCCGCACAUGAGCCACUUCGUGCACCUCAACGUCAUCGAACCAUCGACGGAAAUAAUUGGAGCCCCGGAUCUGUACAUCGAGAGCGGCUCGACGAUAAAUUUAACGUGCGUCGUGAAGGACUCCCCGGAGCCACCGGCCUACAUUUUCUGGAACCAUAAUAACGUCAUCAUCAGCUACGAUUCGCCCCGCGGCGGAGUGUCGGUCAUCACGGAGAAGGGUGACACGACCACGUCCUUUCUGCUCAUCCAAAGCGCCCGGCCGUCGGACUCUGGACAGUACACCUGCAAUCCGUCCAAUGCCAAAAGCAAAAGUGUCACCGUGCAUGUGCUGAAUGGCGUUUCCCAUUCUGUUUCCAGGGGAGUUCCCAGCAGCAAUGCAGCGCGCGGGCCAACCGCAUCAUCGCACGCCCCAGCAUCACCAGCUGUCAGUUUUGCUGUCUGUGUUUAUCUCAUCGCUGCUGUGCUGCAGACUGCUGGCGGCCUGUGCCGGACUGGGCAUGCCUGUGCCGACGUAGCCAUUUUUCUAGACGCCUACGCCACCACGCUAGUUCUUAGACCCCUUUUGUUGUUUACGCACACAAUCUAUCGCAAAUUGAUCAAUCAAAUUAGAAGAAGCCGCAAGACGACCGAUCGACGAAGGCUAGAUGUAACAGCACCACCACCACAAUCACAAUCACACACACAAUCAAGCACACUCCCAACAACGCUCGCGGGCCUCGUGGCGAGGUUUACACAACCAUUGCAGCCAUUGCUACUACUACUAUUGCGAGCCACUUCUUCCCUGCCCACACGGUGGCAGCAACAUCACCAACUUCAUCACCAUCACCACCACGAAGAAGACGACAACGAUCGGCCCCGACGACCCGGUCCCAUUUUGCCCCGGCGGCCACCCCUUGAGCCCUCAGCGCUGAGGAGGCCCCACCACAGAAUGUCACAGAUGUUACAACUCAACCAACUUUACGAUCACACUUUUGGGUUUGUGUUGAAUCACUACUUGUGGAAUCAGCGAUUCGCAGUUAGAUGAAACAAUUUUAACGCCGUAGUAGGUUAAUCAAUCAUAUGAUGGUUAUUGUAAAUUUAAUACUUAACUUAAAAGAAGAAAAAAAAAGAAACGCAAAGUAAAGAAGUUUAAAGAAAGUAAAUAAAUGAACAGAAAAAGUCUAGUCUAAGGUGAUCUGUUAUUAUGAAUAAGCUUUAGGUAUCUAUUACUAGAAUCAUUGAAUAAGUUAAAAAACAAUUUUCAAAUUCAUUUUCCAAAGGAAAGCAGCUAAAACGGUGUGUGCGCACGAGCGAGCGAAAGAUUUAAUCUAAAUGGAACGCAACUGAAGAAAAAUAGCAAAAGGUAAAGUAAAUAAAACAAAACAAAAAAAAAUACUGAAUUCGUUUUUAAUCCACGUUGAAACGUUAUGGAAAUAAAAGAGUAUUGGUCAUUGAGUGAUAUUUUCAUAUUAAAACUAUGACGAAGCAAAAGAAGAAAAAAAAAUUGCAGACACACAACCCGAGAAAAUAUAAUGAAUUAUGAAAAUACCAUAAAACAAUAUAUGAUAAAUGAAUGUACAAAA